Megalops cyprinoides (Indo-Pacific tarpon) is the source of this 3046-nucleotide messenger RNA. RefSeq names its product glutamate decarboxylase 1. The coding region runs from base 801 to 2579 and encodes 592 amino acids. The transcript has 17 exons. Gene Ontology annotation, molecular function: glutamate decarboxylase activity; pyridoxal phosphate binding. The record is from RefSeq and is a predicted model, not a curated record. NCBI's taxonomy places the organism in Eukaryota, Metazoa, Chordata, Actinopteri, Elopiformes, Megalopidae. Gene Ontology annotation, biological process: GABA biosynthetic process. Gene Ontology annotation, cellular component: presynaptic active zone; cytoplasm.
AAAUUAUAAUGAUAAAAAUAAUCCCGAUAAUAAGAUAAUUGGGUUUAAUGGGCACGAUCUUGUAUUUCCCAGUAAUAUAUCCAACGUAACAGCAACACAACAUCAGCAGCUACAAACCCCCUCCCCCGAAGAGAAAAAAAAACCGAACGGUUGUUUUUGUUAAGUAUGAAGUGGAAUUGACUUCGUGAGGACGAGACACCUGAUGACUCCUCUCUCCCCUCCUUUCGUCCUCAUACGGAGUGUGCUGGGGACGUAAUGUGUUGCUCACAGGGUCAAACUUCCAAAGUCCCUCUCCGUGAUCGGGAUUUUUAAUCGAGGUAUAAAGCCUCAAAGGCAAUCUAACACCUGCAAAAAAGUCACGUUAUCGCGGAAGAGCUACACGGCUUUCUCUGAUUUUUUUGCAGACAAAGCGGAUCUGUUCGAUACUGGAAGAACCCCUUUCAGCACCGGAGGAGGUGUUGUGUGACUCAUGCGUGCGUAGUAACGGAUAAAUAGGCGAUUCAUGCUUUAAAAAACAGCGAAUCAAACAUACUUCAACAGGAAGGUCACUGGAUGGAAUUUUUGCAGUCUAUUGAUAUUCAGACCUCGUUUUCCUUGGAGCGUUAUAAGUGCACUUAACGUUGCAUGGCUAUAGGCUGUAAUUUGGUUGUUCUGAGAUAGUUUCUUGGACUCUAAAACCUAUACACCUGUGACUGGUCGCCAACACGUCAACUGUCACUGUUCAUCUUGGGUAAAAUAAGAGAGGUUUCGGAGAAAGUGACAGCGCGCGGUGGAGUGAGGACUUUUGUAUCUCAGGACUGAUGGCGGCGUCUGCACCUUCCUCCUCUGGCGGCGAUCCGGAUCCCAACUCGGCUAAUUUACGACCACCAUCCACAACCUAUGACUCAUGGUGUGGAGUUGCACAUGGAUGUACAAGAAAGCUCGGAAUGAAGAUCUGUGGGUUCUUACAGAAGAAUAACAGCCUAGAGGAGAAAAGCAGGAUUGUCAGUUCCUUCAAGGAACGCCAAUCUCCCAAGAACCUCCUGUCUUGCGAAAACAGCGACAGAGACUCGCGGUUCAGGCGCACCGAGACCGACUUUUCAAAUCUCUAUGCCAGAGAUUUAUUACCUGCCAAAAAUGGGGAGGAGUCGACGAUGCAGUUCUUGCUGGAGGUUGUUGACAUUCUCACGAACUAUGUCCGGAAGACCUUUGAUAGAUCUACGAAAGUCCUGGACUUCCACCACCCGCACCAGCUUCUGGAAGGCAUGGAGGGCUUUAACCUGGAGCUCUCAGACCAGCCUGAGUCUCUGGAGCAGAUCCUGGUGGACUGCCGAGACACCCUGAAAUACGGCGUGAGAACAGGUCACCCCAGGUUUUUCAAUCAGCUGUCCACGGGACUUGAUAUAAUUGGGUUAGCUGGAGAGUGGCUCACCUCCACCGCCAACACUAACAUGUUCACCUAUGAGAUUGCCCCGGUCUUCGUGCUCAUGGAGCAGCUGACACUCAAGAAGAUGAGGGAGAUUAUUGGCUGGCCAGGCGGAGAUGGGGAUGGAAUAUUCUCACCAGGAGGAGCAAUCUCCAACAUGUACAGCGUCAUGGUGGCACGCUACAAGUACUUCCCAGAGGUCAAGACCAAAGGCAUGUCUGCUGCCCCCAAGCUGGUUCUCUUCACGUCAGAACACAGCCACUACUCAAUAAAGAAAGCUGGAGCGGCUCUGGGCUUCGGAACGGAGAACGUGAUCUUGCUGAACUGCGAUGAGAGAGGGAGAGUCAUUCCUGCUGACCUGGAGGCCAAGGUCCUUGAUGCCAAACAAAAGGGGUACGUCCCACUGUUCGUGAACGCCACCGCCGGCUCCACGGUGUACGGGGCCUUCGACCCCAUCAACGACAUCGCCGACAUCUGCGAGAAAUACAACAUGUGGCUCCACGUGGAUGGCGCCUGGGGAGGCGGGUUGCUGAUGUCCAGGAAGCACCGUCACAAGCUGAGCGGCAUUGAGAGGGCCAACUCUGUCACCUGGAAUCCCCACAAGAUGAUGGGCGUGCCCCUGCAGUGCUCUGCCAUCCUGGUCAGAGAGAAGGGACUCCUCCAGGGCUGCAAUCAGAUGUGUGCCGGCUACCUCUUCCAGCCGGACAAACAGUACGACGUCACCUACGACACCGGCGACAAGGCCAUCCAGUGCGGCAGACACGUGGACAUCUUCAAAUUCUGGCUCAUGUGGAAAGCAAAGGGGACAAUCGGUUUUGAGCAGCACAUCAACAAGUGCUUGGACCUCUCGGAGUACCUCUACACCAAAAUAAAGAACCGCGAGGGGUACGAGAUGGUGUUCGAGGGAGAGCCCCAGCACACCAAUGUCUGCUUCUGGUACAUUCCACCAAGCCUGCGCGGCAUGCCUGACGGCGAGGAGCGUCGAGAGAGGUUGCACAAGGUGGCUCCCAAAAUCAAAGCGAUGAUGAUGGAGUCGGGGUCCACCAUGGUGGGCUACCAGCCUCAGGGAGAGAAGGUCAACUUCUUCCGGAUGGUCAUCUCCAACCCCGCCGCCACCAGGUCAGACAUUGACUUCUUGACCGAUGAGAUCGAGAGGCUGGGGCAGGACUUGUAAGAGGGCGCCGCCCUGGUGGAGGACGCCUUUUCUUCUUUCCUCCUUUCCUUCUUUUCCUUUUUUUUUUUUGCAACCAGCUCUGACAUGGCCUGCUCUGAAAGGACCUAGAGCCAGGUUUCAUGCUCCUUGUCGUAUCCCAAGCAAUCCCACCGUAGGAUUCUGAAACUUUAGCCUGUAGGUCUUUUUAGGCGCGGGUGACAUCCGACAAGCGUUCCGUCUCACGUGUGUUCCAGUCCAUCCUGUCUCUUAGCGGUGACUGUUCCUCCAUUAGAUGUAACUACUGUAUUUAAGAAUCCGCGGAAAGUGUAAAAUGGCGUGCAUUCGGCUCGCUCGGUUUGAUGAGCGACUCUUUGCAUCUGUGAUGUGUGAGCGCGGGUAGGGUGAGGUAGCACAAGGAGCCCUGAUAUGACACUAUGUGUAAAGUGUUGUGGAAAGUGUGUGCUGUGGUCCACCCCCCCCCCCCCCCC